AUCGUUACCUCUAGGACUCACAAGUCACAACUCAUUCACCAGCUUAAUUAGAGCCUUUUGCAAUCUCUUAGUUCUAAUUAAAAAAGAACAAAGAAAAACAAAAGCUAUCAAUUAGGCAUCAGUCAAUCAUUCAAAAUGAAGGGAGAGGGAAGGAGAAACUCAAAAUGCUUAGCAUAUGUUGCUGCUUUCAUUGUGUUUCAGACCAUAAUCAUCUUGGUCUUUGCACUAACUGUGAUGAAAAUUAAAAGUCCUAAAGUCAGGUUUGGCACUGUGGCUGUCGAGAAUUUCACUCCCAGCACUACCAAUUCAUCUUCUUUUGAUAUGAGAUUGGUAGCCCAAGUGGCCAUUAAGAACACAAAUUUUGGCCACUUCAAGUAUGACAGCAGCAAUGUCUCUAUCUUAUAUGGGGGCAUACCUGUUGGAGAGGCUGUCAUUGCUGAAGGUCGAACCAAGGCAAGAAAGACACAGAGAUUCGAUGUGACCGUGGACAUAACCUCCGACAAGUUAUCAGGCAAUACAAACUUUACAAAUGAUAUUGGUUCUGGAUAUUUGAUGCUGAGCAGCCAGGCUAAGUUGAGUGGAAAGGUGCAAUUGAUGAAGGUGAUCAAGAAGAAGAAGUCUGGUGAAAUGAGCUGCACCAUGAGAGUCAAUUUGGCGCAACGUGCUAUCCAGGAUUUGAAGUGCAACUGAGAUAUGAAAAACUCGGGGAGUUUUCCUUGGAUUUGGAUUAUUUAAUUUGUUGUGUAUUUCUUAGUUAGUUGUCUGAAUUAUUUCUUUUGUAGGGUGCCCAUGUAGUUGAUUUCAUUGUCAUUUGUGUAUUUUCUUUUUGAGCCUUUGCUUUUGGAUUUGGAAUAGAGAUUGAUUUAUGUAUA
Quercus robur (English oak) is the source of this 872-nucleotide messenger RNA. RefSeq names its product late embryogenesis abundant protein At1g64065-like. NCBI's taxonomy places the organism in Eukaryota, Viridiplantae, Streptophyta, Magnoliopsida, Fagales, Fagaceae. The transcript has a single exon. Bases 136 to 690 code for a protein of 184 amino acids. The record is from RefSeq and is a predicted model, not a curated record.